CGCAUUGUGGGGCUGAACCAGGCGGCGAACCUGGGGGGCGACUCCGGCUUUGGCGGCGCCGCGUCCAAGACCAAGAAGGGCAUGUUCCGCACGGUGGGGCAGCUGUACAAGGAGCAGCUGGGCAAGCUGAUGGCCACGCUGCGAAGCACCAACCCCAACUUCGUGCGCUGCAUCAUCCCCAACCACGAGAAGAAGUCUGGCAAGUUGGAGAGCCACCUGGUGCUGGAGCAGCUGCGCUGCAACGGGGUCCUGGAAGGGAUCCGCAUCUGCCGCCAGGGGUUCCCCAACCGCGUGGUCUUCCAGGAGUUCCGGCAGCGGUACGAGAUCCUGACCCCUCACGCCAUCCCCAAGGGUUUCAUGGACGGCAAGCAGGCGUGCGACCUCAUGAUCAAAUCCCUGGAGCUGGAUUCGAACUUGUUCCGCAUCGGCCAGAGCAAAGUGUUCUUCCGCACGGGAGUGCUCGCCCACCUGGAGGAGGAGCGCGACCUCAAGAUCACCGACAUCAUCAUCGCCUUCCAGUCGCUCUGCCGGGGAUAUCUCUCACGCAAGGCGCACGCUCGCAAGAUGCAGCAGAUGAGCGCCCUGAAGAUCCUGCAGCGCAACUGCGCCGCCUACCUGAAACUGCGAAACUGGCAGUGGUGGCGUCUCUUCACCAAGGUGAAGCCGCUCCUGCAGGUGACCCGUCAGGAAGAGGAGCUGCAAGCUCGCGACGAGGAGCUGAAGAUGACGCGAGAGAGGCAGCAGAGGGCAGAGGCCAUGCUGCACGAGCUGGAGUCCAAGCACGGACAGCUCGUGGAUGAGAAGCAGAUCCUGGCGGAGCAGCUGCAGGCGGAGAUCGAGCUGUGUGCCGAGGCGGAGGAGAUGCGUGUCCGUCUCGAGGUGAAGCGACAGGAGCUGGAGGAGAUCUUGCACGAGCUGGAGUCACGUGUGGAGGAGGAAGAGGAACGCUCGCAGACGCUGGCACUCGACAAAAAGAAGAUGCAGCAGCACCUGCAGGACCUCGAGGACCAGCUGGAUGAGGAGGAGACAGCGCGCCAGAAGCUGCAGCUGGAGAAGGUCACCGCCGAGUCCAAGAUCAAGAAGAUGGAGGAGGACCUCAUCAUGCUGGAUGACCAGCACAGCAAGCUGGGCAAGGAGAAGAAGCAGCUGGAGGAGCGUGUGGCCGAGUUCACGUCGCACCUGGCGGAGGAGGAGGAGAAGGUGAAGUCGCUGAGCAAGGCCAAGGCCAAGCAGGACGCCAUCAUCGCCGACAUGGAGGACCGUCUCAAGGACGAGGAGAAGUCUCGGCAGGAGCUGGAGAAGUCUAAGCGGAAGCUGGAGGCCGAGGGCUCCGACCUGCAGGACCACAUCGCUGAGCUGCUGCGGCAGAUCGAGGACCUCAAAGCGCAGCUCGCCAAGAAGGAACACGAGCUGCAGGCGGCCACCGCCCGGGGUGACGACGAGGCAGCGCAGAAGACGAGCGCGCUCAAGUUGGUGCGCGAGCUGCAGGCGCAGCUUGCCGAGCUGCAGGAGGACCUGGAGGCGGAGCGGGCGGCUCGGGCCAAGGUGGAGAAGCUCAAACGGGACCUGGGCGAGGAGCUGGAGGCGCUCAAGACGGAGCUGGAGGACACCCUGGACACCACCGCCGCACAACAAGAGCUCAGGGCUAAGCGAGAGCACGAGGUGGCGGAGCUGCGGCGAGCGCUGGAGGAGGAGGUGCGCUCACACGAGUCGCAAGUCCAGGAGAUGCGCAAGAAGCACACGCAGACGCUGGAGGAGAUGACCGAGACGCUGGAGAGCGUCAAGAGGGCCAAGGUGACCCUGGAGAAAACGAAGCAGGGCCUGGAGGUGGAGAAGCAGGAACUGCUGCACGAGGUCAAGGGGCUGCAGGCGGCGCGCUCCGACCUCGAGCACCGGCGCAAGAAGCUGGAGACGCAGCUGCAGGAGGCGACGGGCAAGCACGUGGAGACGGAGCGCGAGCGCCUGGAGCUCGUGGAGCGCUCCUCCCGCCUGCAGGUGGAGCUGGACAACGUGACGUCCAUCGUGACCCAGACGGAGACCAAGGUGCUCAAGCUGUCCAAGGACGUGGCGAGCAUCCAGACGCAGCUGCAGGACACCCAGGAGCUGCUCCAGGAGGAGACGCGUCAGAAGCUGCAGCUGAGCAGCAAGGCGCGCCAGCUGGAGGAGGAGAAGGCCGGCCUUGCCGAGCAGCUGGAGGACGAGGAGGAGGCACGCAGAGCCACGGAGAAGCAGCUCUCCUCCAUCACGCUGCAGCUGUCGGACUCGAAGCGUCGCCUGGAGGAGGCCGGCGCGGCCCAGGAGAUGCUCGAGGAGUCGAGGCGCAAGAUGGCCAAGGAGGUGGAGGUGCUGACCCAGAGCCUGGAGGAGAAAACGGCGGCCUGCGACAAGUCCGACAAGACGCGCAACCGCCUGCAGCAGGAGCUGGAGGACGUCGUCAUGGACUUGGACCACCAGCGGCAGGUGGUGGCCACGCUGGAGAAGAAGCAGAAGAAGUUCGACCAGAUGCUGGCGGAGGAGAAGGCGGUGUCGUCGCGCUACGCGGACGAGCGCGACCGCGCCGAGGCGGAGGCUCGCGAGCGGGAGACCCGGGCGCUGUCGCUCGCCCGCGAACUCGACGAGGCGUCGUCCGCCCGCGACGACCUCGAGAAGGCCAACCGCUCCCUGCGCGCCGAGAUGGACGACCUCGUCAGCUCCAAGGACGACGUCGGCAAGAGCGUGCACGAGCUGGAGAAGUCGAAGCGUGCGCUGGAGCAGCAGGUGGGCGAGAUGAAGACGCAGCUGGAGGAGCUGGAGGACGAGCUGCAGGCCACGGAGGACGCCAAGCUGCGGCUGGAGGUGACGCUGCAGGCGCUGCGGGCGCAGUUCGAGCGCGACCUGCAGCAGCGCGACGAGAGCAACGAGGAGAAGGCGCGCACGCUCGCCAAGCAGGUGCGGGAGCUCGAGUCGGAGCUGGAGGACGAGCGCAAGCAGCGGGCGGCGGCGGGCGGCGCGCGGAAGAAGCUGGAGGGAGACCUGGCGGACAUGGAGGGGCAGCUGGACGCCUCCAGCAAGGCCCGCGAGGAGGCGGUCAAGCAGCUGCGCAAGCUGCAGGCCCAGCUGAAGGACGUGCAGCGGGAGGCGGAGGAGGCUCACAGCUCGCGCGAGGAGGUGGCGGCGCAGGCUCGCGAGAAGGAGAAGAAGAUGAAGAACCUGGAGACGCAGCUGCUGCACCUGCAGGAGGAGUUGGCGGCGGCUGAGCGAGCGCGCCGCACCGUGGAGCAGGAGAGAGACGACCUGGCCGAGGAGAUCGCGGGGAACACGAGCGGCAAGUCGGCCAUGAUGGAUGACAAGCGGCGCUUGGAGGCGAGGAUCUCGCAGCUGGAGGAGGAGCUGGAGGAGGAGCAGGGAGCCACGGAGCUCUCCAACGAGCGGCUACGCAAGGCGUCCGCACAGGCAGAGCAGCUGAGCUCGGAGCUGACCGGCGAGCGUGGCCAAUCGCAGCGAGCGGAGAGCGCCCGCCAGCAGCUCGAGCGCCAGAACAAGGAGCUGCAGGUGAAGCUGCAGGAGAUGGAGGCGGCCUUCCGCUCCAAGGCCAAGUCGUCGCAGGCCGCGCUCGAGGCCAAGAUCGGCCAGCUGGAGGAGCAGCUCGAUGUGGAGACCAAGGAGCGAGCGAACGCCAGCAAGAAGCUUCGCAGCUCGGAGAAGCGCCUCAAGGACGUCCUGGGCCAGAUGGAGGAUGAGCGCCGGCAAGCGGAGCAGCACAAAGACCAGCUGGACAAGUCGACGGUGCGGCUGAAGCAGCUGAAGCGGCAGCUGGAGGAGAGCGAGGAGGAGACGAGUCGUGCCAACGCGGCGCGGCGCAAGCUGCAGCGCGACCUCGAGGAGGCCACCGAGGGUCAGGACGCCAUGAGCCGCGAGGUGUCCACCCUCAAGAGCAAGUUGCGGCAAAGCGGCGGCAUCUCCGGCGGCAGCGCUUCUCCGUUUGCCGGCGGCAUCGGCGGCAUCGGCGGCAUCAGCGGCAGCGCCGUCGUGCGCUCGCUGCGACGCAGCGGCGCUCGCGGCGGCAACGAUGUCACCACCGCAGAGAGCGCCGACGACGAGUUCGACGGGCGGGACAGCGACAGCAGCAGCAAGUACGCCGAGUAGAGUCGCGGUGG
Molecule: messenger RNA, 4136 nt
Organism: Lethenteron reissneri (Far Eastern brook lamprey)
Lineage: Eukaryota; Metazoa; Chordata; Hyperoartia; Petromyzontiformes; Petromyzontidae
Product: myosin-10-like
Cellular component (GO): bicellular tight junction; myosin filament; cytoplasm
Molecular function (GO): actin filament binding; ATP binding; microfilament motor activity
Source: RefSeq, a predicted model, not a curated record